Gossypium raimondii (Peruvian cotton) is the source of this 782-nucleotide messenger RNA. RefSeq names its product 60S ribosomal protein L21-1. Gene Ontology annotation, biological process: translation. Lineage: Eukaryota; Viridiplantae; Streptophyta; Magnoliopsida; Malvales; Malvaceae. Gene Ontology annotation, cellular component: ribosome; cytosolic large ribosomal subunit. The transcript is spliced from 2 exons. Bases 85 to 579 code for a protein of 164 amino acids. Gene Ontology annotation, molecular function: structural constituent of ribosome. The record is from RefSeq and is a predicted model, not a curated record.
GGGUUUUUGGAGGUCUGCGAAGCUCAUAGCCACUCUUUUCUUCAAGCGGGUGAGAGAGAAGAAGAAAAUCCUAAGAGGCCAAAGAUGCCAGCUGGUCACGGUCUACGUUCUCGAACAAGGGAUUUGUUCGCCAGACCCUUUAGAAAGAAGGGUUACAUUCCCUUGUCUACUUACCUCAGGACCUACAAGAUCGGCGACUACGUCGACGUCAAGGUAAACGGUGCCGUUCACAAGGGUAUGCCCCACAAGUUCUACCAUGGUCGUACUGGUCGAGUUUGGAAUGUCACAAAACGUGCCAUCGGUGUCGAAGUCAACAAGCAGGUGGGAAACAGGAUUAUCAGGAAGAGGAUUCAUGUACGUGUUGAGCAUGUACAGCCUUCGAGGUGCGCUGAGGAAUUCAAGCUCAGGAAGGUGAAGAAUGAUCAACUCAAGGCAGAGGCUAAAGCAAAGGGUGAGGUCAUUAGCACAAAGAGGCAGCCAGAAGGGCCUAGACCUGGUUUCAUGGUGGAUGGUGCUACACUUGAAACUGUUACACCCAUCCCAUACGAUGUUGUUAAUGAUCUCAAGGGCGGUUACUAAAUCUACUCUGUUUUUUGUUUGCGGUAUUGUUUUGGUUUUCCUUUUUUUUUGGCAAAACAUCAGUGGUGAACUGAAUUAAACAUUUGGAAGUGCUGUUUUCUUUAGUAUAUUUUGAAGAGGUACUGAAUCUUCAGAGAUUUUAAUGUUAUGAUAUCAUUUUAGAGAUUAUGGAUAUGCCUAUGAUAAGGUGUAGUAAUUGUUUA